CAAAGGAGGAGAGAGAAAGAAAGAGAGGGGAGCGGCUGCGGCCAAGUGAGAAGAAACAAUAACCAGCCUCGUUGAAUUUAUUGGGGAAAAAUAUCGGGUGAGGACAAAGAAGGGACCAUGGACGGAGCAGGAAAAUGUCCGUUUAACAUAGAAGCGGAGAGGAGAUUCUGGUCGUCCUACACAUAGUCGAGGUAGAACCGACGGCUCUCCCUGAUUUUUGAUGCCGUGGCAGGAGCAAGCACACGCCAAGCUCGAAAGGCGGAAAACAGUUUUUAAUCCGUCUGCAGAUGCUGUGCCAGCUUGAGAUGGCUGUUGCGGGGCGAUGCAGAAGCAUAAAUGAUAGCGUAAUUCUUUGCUUUUAUUUAGUCGUCGUUUUUGUACUGAGUGGCCUUACAAAUGCACAAAUUCGCUAUAGCAUUCCUGAGGAGCUGGAGUCCGGGGCUGUCGUCGGAGAUCUCGUUCGAGAUUUGGGAUUGGAUCUUGGAAAGCUUGCGACUCGUCGGAUCAGAAUAAAUUCGGACAACGCGCGGCGAUACUUCAACCUUAACCACAAAACCGGUAAGCUGACUGUCAGUGAUCGGAUCGACCGCGAGACCCUCUGUGAGUUCAGCGGCAGCUGCCUUCUUAGCCUCGAAGUGGUCUUAGAAAAUCCAUCCGAGACGCACAACGUGGAGGUCGAAAUUUUGGAUGCAAAUGACAAUGCGCCGCUUUUCCCCAGAGACGAGUAUCAGUUGGAGAUCUCGGAGGCGGCUCAGCCUGGCGCAAAGUUUCCCAUCGAAGGCGCACAGGACGCUGACGACGCCUCAAAUUCCGUUCGCCAUUAUCGCCUGUCUCCAAACGAGCACCUUGCGCUGGAAUCAAACAAACCACCUGCCAGUGGAAAGCACAUCGAACUCAUUCUGAAAAAACCGUUUGACAGGGAGAUGGUACCGUCUCAUCAGCUCCUUCUCACUGCUACUGACGGAGGCUCGCCCCCGCGCUCGGGCACCGCGAAAAUCAACGUGCGCGUUCUGGACACCAAUGACAACGUGCCAAAGUUCGACAGCUCUGUGUACAAAGUAAAAUUGCGGGAGAAUUCGCCCCUUGGUGCUCUGGUGAUUAAACUGAAUGCUACAGACCGGGAUGAAGGCACAAAUGGAGAAGUUUUUUAUUCUUUUAGUUCAUACACACCUGAAAGGGUUCGACAGAUGUUCAGCAUGGAUUCAGACACUGGAGAGAUUCGCGUCAGGAAUAACGUCGACUAUGAGGAGACCAACAACUAUGAAAUGUACAUUCAGGCUAUGGAUAGGGGGCAUGGAGCAGUAGCAGUGCACUGCAAAGUGGUUGUGGAGGUGCUGGAUUUAAAUGAUAACCCACCUGAGAUUGUGCUCUCUACUCUAUCCAGUCCAGUGAGGGAGGAUGCUCGAGCAGACACUGGGGUGGCCCUGAUUAGUGUUAAUGACCGUGACUCUGGACAAAACAAACAUGUCACCCUAGACAUUAUUCCUCCUGACCUCCCUUUUAAAAUAAAAUCUUUUCGAAACCAUUACACCAUUGUCACAGCUGCCUUCCUGGAUAGAGAGGCUGUAUCAUCAUACAAUGUCACAAUAACAGCAGUUGAUGGCGGGACCCCACCACUCUCCUCUUCAAUGACUGUUCGUGUCGAUGUGGCAGACGUUAACGACAACCCGCCUCGUUUUGAGCAGACAUCAUACACUGUGUAUGUCACUGAGAACAAUGCUCCAAGUGCUCCUUUGUGUGUGGUGAAGGCUACAGAUCCUGAUGCAAAUGAGAAUGCACGUAUCACAUACACCGUCCUCAAUGACAACAAUCAUGGGAUCUCUGUGGGGUCAUACGUGUCCGUCAAACCUGCCACAGGUGAGGUGUAUGCCUUGCGCUCUUUUGACUUUGAGAAGCUGCGGGAGUUUCAUUUCCAGGUCAAAGCUCAGGACAAUGGUGUGCCACCUCUGAGCCGAGUGGCAACAGUUUAUGUUUAUGUCAUGGACUCCAAUGACCACACGCCAUGGUUUGUCCACCCAGCAGCAAAUGUUUCUCACAUGGCUGAAACUAUCCUCCGGAAUGCAGAGGCAGGUGUGCUGGUGACUCGUGUGUUGGCAUGGGAUGGUGAUGCAGGGCAGAAUGCUUGGCUACUUUAUACACUCGAACACCCCCCUGAGCUUGAUCUAUUCAAGAUGCAUGAGCACACAGGUGAGAUCCGAACAACACGUCGUGUUGUUGAGGACAAUUCCACAGUCUUCAGCCUCAUAGUGCGUGUAAAAGAUCAUGGACAGCCACCACGCUCUGCCACUGCAACCAUUAAUGUGGCCAUCAUGGAGCUCCCGCCAAAAGUCACUUUUGACCCAAAACGCAUCAUUAGACCCAGUGGAACUCUUAUUUUUUCCAGUGUUACACUAUACCUCAUUGUUGCUCUCACUGCCACCACCUUUGUCUUCUUGGUCACUGUUUUUGUCCUCGCCAUUGUGCGUUGCCAUGCCUACUGCAGCCAGCCAGAUGCAUGCUCGUGCUCACCCUGCUGUGGUGGAUCCAAGAAGAAGGCCUCUAAAGAGGGUGGAGGAAAUGGUGGAGGGAGUGGUGGUGGCAGUGGUGGAGCAUCAGGUGGAGGUGGUGGAGCUGGAGGAGGUGGUGGUGGAGGAGGAGGAGGAGGAGGAAACCAGCAGCAACAAGCUGUGGCUCUACGAAGGGACCUUAAAGUAGAGCCACACUAUAUUGAGGUUCGUGGAAAUGGAUCUCUGACCAAAACCUACUGCUACAAGACCUGCCUAACAGCCACUUCAGGAAGUGACACAUUCAUGUUUUAUAACAUGGGACGACCUGUGAGUGGAACCUGGGGCUCAGGGGCUGAGCGAUUCUUCACCAGUCAGAGCGGGCAGUUUGUGCGCAGGCUUAGUAUGCCGGAUGCCACCGCCAUACAGCCCAAGCCUCCCAGUGGAGACUGGAGAUAUUCAGCUUCUCUCAGAGCAGGAAUGCAAAGCUCUGUCCAUAUGGAGGAGUCAUCUGUGAUGCAGGGGGCUCAGGGUGUUCUCGUCCAGAAUUGGCCUACCGUCUCCAGUGCUCCUGAUAAUGAGGGUGGCGAGGUGUCUCCUCCUGUAGGCGCUGGUGUGGACAGUAACAGUUGGCAUUUUCGGUAUGGUCCAGGCCCUGGCAUGCCCCCUCAGCAUCUGAAGCCAGGCGAGGUCCCACCUGAAGCUUUCAUUAUCCCUGGCUCUCCUGCCAUCAUCUCUAUCAGACAGGGGCAGGACGGUGAUGAUAAGGGCGACUUCAUCACUUUUGGCAAGAAAGAGGAGGCCAAGAAGAAGAAAAAGAAGAAGAAGGAAAAGGAGAAGAAAGACAAGAAGGAGAAAGGGAAAGAUGAUGAUGACUAGAAAUAGAAAUGUUAAGGUUUUAUACAUAUAUAAGACAGAGAUGUCAACGGGGGUCAUGAUAGAACUGAUUAAUAAGGUUAUGGGAGAGGAAUAUGAAAUGGUUUGUGUUUAUUUUCCUCAUUUUGAAAUCAAACAAAUAUUUUAUGUUGAGUCAUGAUGUCUGACUCAACAUGAAUUAAGAUCUUUGAUAUUUCUCUAUCUCAAAAUUCAAAUCAAAAUUGGCCUUAGAUAAUUCAGUUCACUUUGGUUAUAUUAUUAAUUUUUUCUCCUUGCUCACAGUGCCUGAUCACUCUUUUUUUUUUUUCAGAACACAACAGUGAGAAUUAUGAGGAUUACUGUUGACACCUCUGUCUUAUUUAUCAUUGUGGUUUCAGUUUUCUGAUCUCAUAAAGGAAGACAAAAUCAGAGUUAAGAAGGUUAAAAGCAGGACACUGUUUCUGAUUACCAAGAGACUUAUCAAAACUAUAUAAAAAUUUGAACAAAAUGAACAAGUUGUAGGAAGAAAAGGAUAAUCUUUGAGAUUGGAAGUGGGGUGUGUGCUGGUGUAAAUAUGGUGCCAGCAGAGAAGUUGUGUGCCGUGUUGUAAAGCAAAACCGGUUUACUCUAAAGAGACAAUGCUAAUCUAAUGCUUCUGCUUGCUCUGAUCUAUGUCUGUGUCUACACUAUGGAGAAGUAUCUCAAAUCAAUAAGGAAUAUGUGGACACACUCACCUGACCCCCAGCAGCAAAAUAAAAAAAGAAAGAGAAAACAGUGGUGAAUGGUAAAAAAGCAAGCACAUUAUGUUUACCAGCAUUCUCUCCCAGUCAUUAUAAGCGCAUUGUACAGGGUCAAACGUUAAUACUCAACUAAUGAUAGCUCUCUUUUCAUUGUGCCUAUUUUUGUUUGGAUGAUUUUUUUGGGGGGGAAAAAAUGGAGGAACUAAUGUCUGCCAAAAGCUGACAACUGAAACGCAUCGGAGACUGGGUGCAUGUAGUGGUGACUGAGCUAGAUAAACAGCAGAGAAUGAUUACUGAAUAAAGGAAACCUGUGGGUAGUGUUGCUUAGAUGGGAAGCUGAUAUAGUUGUACAAUACAUGUAAAAAAAAAAUAAGAAAGAAAGAAAGGAAAAAAAAACAGUGUUAGUGCUAAUGUACAAAACAUGCAACCAUCCCCUGAAUACGUUCAGUACCUGAAGCGUAUGCUUUGAAUGUUUGGUAUCGCUGCCCUUGAGCUUGUUUUCUAUUAAACCUUAAACUCUGACCUUUAACCCUAUUUUUGUGCCUGCUUUCUCAUCUAAUAUGAGGAUGUGGUAUAUGGAUUUUGUCCUGUACAAAACACCCUUGCCUUUCUGCCUGGAAGGUUAAGACAUGUUCAGCUAACUUAGAUAACAAAUUAGGCUGAUUCUUGAGUGUUGUUUUAGCAAAAAAAAAGAAAAAAAAUGUGUUUUUUAAGAUCUGUUUUUAUAAGCUUUAAUUGAUCUGUAUUGCAUUUGUACAGCACACCUUUUGCUCUCUGACUCUUUCUACCCUGGCUUUAUGCUCUGUUCUGUUUUGAAUGUUGACUAGGCCAGUUCAUCAUUGUACUGCAUCCAGUACACUGAACAUCACGCCGCUGUGUGUGUGUGUGUGUGUGUGUAAAACCGUGUGUCACCAGUGAAGAGUAUAAUGGAUGCUGGCCCUUGUAGUUCACUGCUUGUAUUUGUCGAGGGUAGAAUGGAGAAAACAGAAGAAAGAGUCAAGGCAUGGUCAGGGGGUGGAGUUUAACCAGAGCAUGGCAUGAUGUGAAUUGGCCAAAGUGCUGAAUUACCACUUUUACCUAUUUGAAAUUCAGUUUUCCUUGUUGCUUUUGCAUUGGAAAUUGGACUGAGAAGGUAAUUGAAUAUUUGCAGUAUAAAGUCUAGGAAUAGACAGACUCCACCCCAGACUCCGCUCUUUGCACUGAAAGCUUCAUGCUUCUGCUCCGUUGGAUCCUUCCCCCUGUCUGUUUACACUGUACAACCUCAUGACUUAAACCAAUGUCACAAUGGCUCAGCUGUGACUGCUGCAUGACCUAACCAGAAGGAAACUCUUACUAUAUAGAUAUAUAUGAAUAUAGAUAUAGAUUGCUAUAAUUUUGCUAUUUUUCUUUAUGAUUUUUGUAUCCAUUACAUGCACAAGAGAUUUGCGUAUGUACUGUCUCUGCCAAGGCUUUGCAUAAUGAUCUUUUCCCCACCCACUCAGAGUGGACAUCUACCAUAUUACGAAGCCUUCUAUUUGUUUGUAACCGCUUUAUAGUGUGAUGCCCUAAAGCUCCUGCUCAAUCCUUACUGUUAUUUUGGUUCUGAUUUUGAGAAACUAAAGUGAAAAAAGACAUUUGUGUAUGGCUUUGACAUACUGAUCUAACACUUUAUUAUUGUAACUAAAUUACUAUGUAUGACAACAUUAUCUCUUUUCCUUCACCUUUCCCUUUGAAGGAUAAAAAGCUGAAUGAAAAUGUCAAAAAAAAAACCUGAUGUAAAAUACAGUAUAUGUAGUGUAUGCUUGUACCUAGUGAGCGUUCAUACCAUCAUUAUUUCUCAGUGUCUGGUAGUGGUCAGUAGGUGGUAAAGCAUUGUCCAAAUGGGCAGGGCUCAUCUGUUGUAUCUUUUGUACACCUGCUCAUCAAACUGUGACAGUGACGUAGUAAAAUCCAUCUCUCUCUUUCUCUUUUUUAUUUUAAUUUGAUGAACAAGGUGGUACUGUGUUUUGUUUAAUAAAUCACCAAAAAAUAAAUAAAGUUUUCUUUCUUAAUAAUGUGACAAA
Messenger RNA from Neoarius graeffei (lesser salmon catfish), 6120 nucleotides. Its product is annotated as protocadherin alpha-C2-like. Bases 288 to 3362 code for a protein of 1024 amino acids. Gene Ontology annotation, biological process: homophilic cell-cell adhesion. The transcript is spliced from 4 exons. Gene Ontology annotation, molecular function: calcium ion binding. The record is from RefSeq and is a predicted model, not a curated record. NCBI's taxonomy places the organism in Eukaryota, Metazoa, Chordata, Actinopteri, Siluriformes, Ariidae. Gene Ontology annotation, cellular component: plasma membrane.